This is a messenger RNA of Lentinula edodes (shiitake mushroom), 1173 nucleotides long. RefSeq lists its product as uncharacterized. The transcript is spliced from 5 exons. Bases 5 to 847 code for a protein of 280 amino acids. NCBI's taxonomy places the organism in Eukaryota, Fungi, Basidiomycota, Agaricomycetes, Agaricales, Omphalotaceae. The record is from RefSeq and is a predicted model, not a curated record.
AGUUAUGGAGAACUAUCUGCCUAUCAACGCAAUAUCCGCCGUAAUUCUCGUAUCUGGAAAAAUUGAUUCCAAAGAACAAUGGACUGGCCCCAAAAUUCCAGUCGUCCUCUACCGCCAAGAUCCUCCUCCUGCAAACAUUCUUGACGAUGCAUACACAAGAGAAGGCGAUCCAGAUUAUACCGACUCUUAUCCGCCUUGCCCCAGUCCGUUGUCCGAUAUUCCAUCACCUGCAGGCCUAACGCUUCAUAUCUCCCUUGGAAAGCUCAUAUCCGAAGGUCGUACGGGAAUGAUCUAUGAGUGCGAAUGCGCCAUUCCACAUGGGAAUGAAAUGGGCUAUAAGAUCCCACCCAUGGUGAUUAAGAUUGCAAAGCAAUUUCGUACCAAAGAUAUAACGAAAGAGGCGGCAGCGUAUGAAUGCAUGACAUGCAUACAAGGCUCUGUGGUUCCACGAUGUUAUGGUUUCUUUCAAGCUCGUAUGUUUGAUUACUUUGAUUUCGGCCCAGUCUCCCUUCUUGUUUUGGAAAAACUAGGGGAUCUAUUCGAACUCGGAGAGCCACUUCCAAAUGGUGCAAUGACCGACAUGAAAGAUGCCUGCUCAGAUUUAACGAACUUACGCAUCAUCCAUGGUGAUUUGCGCUGGGCAAACAUGCUUUCUGUUCUGGAAGGUGGUCUUCCAAGUCUGCCAUCACCGUUUACUGGAAAGACCUAUGGCUGGAGGCUUAUAGAUUUUGAUCGUGCUGAGAGGACUACUCAAAACUUACCUUGUAUUCAAAGGUCAUAUGAUGAAUACUUGAACCGAGUAUUAGAAAGUAUUCCAUGGGGUGAUCCUGUUGAGCCAUGGGAUUGAACAAUUGCAUACUCUUUUCAGAAGAAUAAGUAUAUUUCAAAAACAUUUGGAUCCAGUGUCUCGAUUAUAUCCCCAUUCCAGAUUAUGAGGGAUUGAUUGUCAAUGUUGAUUAGAACCUUCGAGGUGUUGUUCUGGAAAAUGCAUCUACAGUCAAGAGAUAAUAACGGAUGUUGUAUGAGGAUAAUGAUAAUGUGCUUACUUUCUCAGGUAGGCCAAAUCAUGGGUCUCGGUGACAGAGUGAGUCUGAGGAUGGUGGGCCGAGAGGAGACUCCUCCUUGACAUCUUCUCGCUCAUAGAACCAAGGUCUCGACGAAAGCAUGCAUCAA